This is a messenger RNA of Durusdinium trenchii, 513 nucleotides long. NCBI's taxonomy places the organism in Eukaryota, Dinophyceae, Suessiales, Symbiodiniaceae. The record is from the annotation of a GenBank genome assembly.
AUGGCUCCACCUACACGGGAGAGUGGCUCGGUCCUCAUAGACACGGGCACGGCUUGCAGGUAUGGCCAGAUGGUGCUCGCUAUGAAGGUCAGUGGGAGAACGACAAGGCACACGGCUUUGGACGCUUCGAGCACACCGAUGGGGACAUCUAUGAGGGAAACUGGCUGGUGGACAAAGCUCACGGCCGAGGCACCUACACCCAUGCGAGUGGAUCGAAGUUCAGCGGUGAAUGGCAGGAUGACAAGCAGCACGGUUAUGGCGAAGAAACGUGGCCUGAUGGAGCGCGCUAUGCCGCUCGAACAACGCUGUUUUGGAGGUCAGGUCGAGGGGACUUCACUUGGGCUGAUGGGUCGAGUUAUUCAGGACAGUUCUUCGAGAAUGACAUCCAUGGGGAAGGAAAAUACAGUUGGGAGGAUGGCCGUGUCUACGAAGGUCAGUGGGACAGGAAUCGAAUGCACGGCAAGGGCAAAUUCAGAUGGGCAGAUGGCCGCGUCUAUGAAGGUGGCUACGUGA